AUGCUGAAUUGUAAUUUAAGUAGCAGUAGUAGUAAUAUAAGUAGUAUUGGUCAUAGUAGUAGUAAUAGUUGUAAUCAAAGUUUAGGUAUAUCAGUUAACUGCUUAUCGAACAAUGAUAUUUCAUUUCAGAUAGCAGUAAUAAUUUUAAAUUUUAUUACUAAUCAUGAAAUUACUACUAGUACUACUACUACUACUACUACUACUACUACUACUACUACUACUACUACUACUACUACUACUACUACUACUACUACUACUACUACUACUACUACUACUACUACUACUACUACUACUACUACUACUACUACUACUACUACUACCACUACUACUACUACUACUACUACUACUACUACUACUACUACUAGUACAACAACAACAACAACAACUACUACUACUACUGUGAUGUGUGCUGCUUAUGUCAAUAGAUAUAAAUAG
This is a messenger RNA of Schistosoma curassoni, 435 nucleotides long. NCBI's taxonomy places the organism in Eukaryota, Metazoa, Platyhelminthes, Trematoda, Strigeidida, Schistosomatidae. The record is from the annotation of a GenBank genome assembly.